This is a messenger RNA of Alternaria arborescens, 1398 nucleotides long. RefSeq lists its product as hypothetical. The transcript has a single exon. NCBI's taxonomy places the organism in Eukaryota, Fungi, Ascomycota, Dothideomycetes, Pleosporales, Pleosporaceae. The record is from RefSeq and is a predicted model, not a curated record. Bases 1 to 1398 code for a protein of 465 amino acids.
AUGGUUACAAAGUACCACGCUGUGACUCGAGGCAAAAGGCCUGGCUUAUACAACUCCCUUGAAGAUGCACGACAGCAAGUCAUCGACUUUCCAGGCUCCUGGGUCGAGACAUGCGAUAGCCUGAAGUUGGCCGCAAAGUAUAUGUGCCACGUCGGCCGUGUACCAUAUGACCACAUACGAGUAUUCAAUCGCGCCUUUGUAGAGCAGGGCAGCUUCAUACCGCAGCCGUCUAAUUCGUUCAAGCAAGAAAUUGGCCUAUUUGCAAGUUCUCAACAGCUCACCCGGGAAGAAGAGAAGAAAGCCCGUGUCGAUGCGAUUCGCGACGAGAUUAUAUAUCGUUACCUUCCCGAAGGCCUCUAUUAUCUGCAGAUGAACCAUCCCAGUGGCCGGAUUCGCCUGGAUGACGACCAAAAGUUACUCAUAUACCAAAGAGUGUGUGAACAACUAGGGAAGAAGUCACACAGAGACGUCGACGAGUGUAUAGCAGAAUUAAAACGUCCACCGUACGUCAACAUUAUAAAUUUCGUUGAUGUGCUCCGUAAGGGAGGCACAUUGACAAUCUUUUCGGAUCCACUCAAGUUCUGCGAUUACACAAGGAAAAACCGAAUUGAUCUAAAUUACGCAAAGGAGAGCGAAUUUUUAUGCCCUUUUCUGCAGGAUUUGCAGGAAUUGCGACGAGUAUCGUCUAAACCGUGCCGAGGCCAUCAGAGCAAUGGUUCGCGACAACAACCUAGGACGCGGAAAGAUCCAGCGUUGCUUCUAUCACCUCGUCCUGGGAACAAGUUCGUCAAACCAGAAAUCUCCAACGACCCACACAUGGUUCCUCCCGUUGGCAAUUACCAAUUCAGUCUUGAACCCCCUCCAUUGAGCCCAUCACUAUCAGAGUUCAGCUCUUCGUCGAAAGAAUUCGACGAUGCUACACCAUCUCCAGUAUCAUCUUCUGUAACAACUUCUCCAAGCCAUGGCUCAGAAAAACUCUCUACCAACGUCAAAAUUGAGCCUACUUUUCCUGUAAUGCCGGCUCAAGUGCUAGACGAUAUUGGUGCAUGUCUCGAGGACGACAAAGAGAUAGCCACUCAACUCUCACAGCAGCCUUUAAAAGCGGAAGUCGGAGAGGAUAUACCGGAGGAUAUGUUCCAAGACGAUGAGGAAAUUUCCACUCAGCUCUCACAGCAGCCCUCAAAAGCGCAAGUCGGAGAGGAUAUAUCGGAGGAUAUGUUGGAGUAUAUGAUCCAAGACGAUAAGGAAAUUUCCACUCAGUUGACGCAGGAAUGGCACGAUACAGGCCCGGAAGAAAGUUCACGCACCAAGACAACUGGCAAAAGAAAGCAGAGCAUGGCUUCUGGUUUGACCCACACAGUCAAGCGUGCAGGCAAGAUGCUUAAGACACACAGGUGA